AUGGAAUUUAUUAUUAUUUACUUACUAUGUUACUUAGCGUCAUUUCGGUGUUUGGUAGAAGCACAUCAUCAAGAACAUAAUGUUACAUUAUUUGUAAGAGAUAGAUUGCCUGGGUCACGCAAUUGUAAGUUUAUUGCAAUAGGAGCAAAUGAUUUUCAGACAACCUACUUAUAUUCUUCAGCAAUUAGCUACUGGGAAUCUCUAUAUUCCAAUAUAAAAACAAAUAUGAAGGAAAAAACAGUAGUUUCUUAUACAUUAAUUGAUGAAUGUUACGAUAAGUACUGUCAAGAGGUUGUUGUAGUAUUGUCAAGCAAUGGAAUUAAGAACUAUCAAAUCAAGACACAAAAGUUUUCUAGAAAUGUUACAGGCCAUACUUUUUCCCAGUUAGUGAAACCUGCCUAUCUUGCAUCUAGUUAUACAGAUCAGUCAACGACACUACCAGCGUCGAAGCAUUUAAUUUCUUCUCUUUUAAAUUAUAUGCUAAGAAACAUUAUGGAUUUGCGUCUAUAUGUACAAAACUCGUCGUUCAUCCGGCACUUUACUUCUGGUUACUCGUUGGAAAUUGACAACGUUAUACUAAACCAAUAUCCAGGUUGGAUGUUAUUUAUUUCAAGAAUUGAUGCUCAAAAAAGCGAUCCCAAUAUCCUACCGUUUAAAGAACUGGCCUGUGUAGCAAAAAUAGAGAUUGAAGCAAAGAAUAACUCUUAUAAAUCCGCAAUGUGUGUUCACGCGCAGAAUAGUAAUGGUCUGAACUUGAAUAUGAGACUAGUGAAAGAAAACUCCGGCACUGCAGCACACCCUUGGAGUUUACCAUGUCCCACUAUAGACAAUAGACGGGAUCUAGCUUUGAAAUGCUGGACUUGA
This is a messenger RNA of Maudiozyma saulgeensis, 864 nucleotides long. The record is from the annotation of a GenBank genome assembly. NCBI's taxonomy places the organism in Eukaryota, Fungi, Ascomycota, Saccharomycetes, Saccharomycetales, Saccharomycetaceae.